AUGCGACUUUUUUACGAGGGGAAUAAGACCAGUUACGAGGAGAAUAAGACCAGUUACGAGGGGAAUAAGACCAGUUACGAGGAGGAUCAGACCAUUUACGAGGGGAAUAAGACCAGUUACGAGGGAAAUAAGACUAGUUACGACGGGAAAAAGACUAGUUACGAGGAGGAUGCGACUAGUUACGAGAGGGAUAAGACAGGUUACGAGGGGAAUAAGACCAGUAACGAGGAGGAUAAGACCAGUUACGAGGGGAAUCAGACCAGUUACGAGUGGAAUAAGACCAGUUACGAGGGGAAUAAGACUAGUAACGAGGGGAAUAAAACCAGUUACGAGGAGGAUAAGACCAGUUACGAGGGGAAUAAGACCAGCUACGAGGGGAAUAAGACCAGCUACGAGAGGGAUAAGACCAGUUACGAGGGGAAUAGGACCAGUUACGAGGAGUAUAAGACCAGUUACGAGGAGGAUAAGACCUGUUACGAGGGGAAUAAGACUAGUUACGAGGGGAAUAAGACUAGUUACGAGGGGAAUAAGACUAGUUACGAGAGGGAUAAGACUAGUUACGGGGGGAAUAAGACUAGUUACGAGGAGGAUAAGACUAGUUGCGAGAGGGAUCAGACUAGUAACGAGGGGAAUAGGACCAGUUACGAGGGGAAUAAGACUAGUUACGAGAGGGAUAAGACUAGUUACGAGGAGAAUAAGACAAGUUACGAGGAGGAUAAGACUAGUUACGAGAGGGGUCAGACUAGUAACGAGGAGGAUGAGACUAGUUACGAGGGGAAUAAAACCAGUUACGAGGGGAAUAAGACCAGUUACGAGGAGAAUAAGACCAGUUACGAGGGGAAUAAGACCAGUUACGAGGGGAAUAAGACUAGUUACGAGAGAGAUAAGACCAGUUACGAGAGGAAUAAAACCAGUUACGAGCGGAAUAAGACCAGUUACGAGGGGAAUAAGACCAGUUACGAGGAUAAUUAUACUAGUAACGAGAGCGAUAAGACUAGUUACGAGGGGAAUAUAACCAGUUACGAGGGGAAUAGGACCGGUUACGAGGGGAAUAAGACUAGUUACGAGAGGGAUAAGACCAGUUACGAGGGGAAUAAAACCAGUUAUGAGGGAAAUAAGACCAGUUACAAUUGGGAAAAGACCAGUUACGAGGGGGAAAAGACCAGUUACGAGGGGGAUAAGACCAGUUACGGGAAGGAUAAGACCAAUAUCGAGAGGGAUAAGACCAGUUAG
Pecten maximus is the source of this 1233-nucleotide messenger RNA. Its product is annotated as probable serine/threonine-protein kinase clkA. Lineage: Eukaryota; Metazoa; Mollusca; Bivalvia; Pectinida; Pectinidae. The transcript is spliced from 2 exons. The record is from RefSeq and is a predicted model, not a curated record. The coding region runs from base 1 to 1233 and encodes 410 amino acids.